GGGCGCUAACAAAGCACAACGCGAUGUCGUGAAAGCCUGAGAAAGGAAAAAGGCCGAACGCCGGGGGAACAAUCCAAGAGGCUAUUUUGCGAAUAGAAAUUUCUGUAUAUCAAAAUCCACCGUCUGGAUCGAGUAAUGGCAGAAGACCCGUGUUCACAAAUCGAAGCUGAACUGUAUUACCUCAUUGCUAGAUUUCUCCAGUCGGGACCGUGCAAAAAAUCGGCACAGAUCCUAGUAGAGGAACUGGAGGAGUAUGAGCUUAUCCCCAAACGAUGGAGUUGGGAUGGCAAACAAUAUAAACGAAACUUCGAAGACUGGGUGAAGCUCAACCAGCAUAUCCCUGCAGAUUACCUGCUGCGGUUGUGCCAGAGGAUCGGCCCACUGCUGGACAGGGAGUUUCCCCCCAGCGUCCCUGGUGUCCAGACUCUCCUGGGUCUUGGGAAGCAGUCCCUUCUGCGCAGUGCCAAGGGGUGUAGCUACACAGUAUGGAGCGGCACCGCCUUCGCUGCUCUGCAUCGGGGACGGCCUCCGGAACCGCCGCUCGUGUACGGAGGCCCGCCCAACGUCGCUGCCAUCGUGGGGUCCCGGCAGGCCACAGGCGUGGCCCGCUUUGGCCACGCCCUCCCGUCCUCCACCUACCAGCACAUGAAAAUGCACCGGCGCAUCCUGGGCCACCUGUCAUCCGUGUACUGCGUGGCCUUCGACCGCACGGGGCGCCGCAUCAUCACGGGCUCCGACGACUGCCUGGUGAAGAUCUGGGCGACGGACGACGGGCGGCUCCUCUCCACGCUGCGCGGCCACGCGGCCGAGAUCUCCGACAUGGCCGUCAACUACGAGAACACGCUCAUCGCCUCGGCCAGCUGCGACAAGGUGAUCCGGGUGUGGUGCCUCCGCACCUGCGCCCCCAUCACCGUGCUGCAGGGCCACGCCGCGUCCAUCACCUCCAUACAGUUCAGCCCGUCGGUCCGGGGAGCGGCCCGUUACCUGGCCUCCACGGGGGCCGAUGGGACCGUGUGCUUCUGGCAGUGGAACGCCCUCAGCAUGAAGUUCAACGAACGUCCUGUCAAAUUCACUGAACGGUCUCGACCGGGUGUCCAGAUAUCUUGCUCUUCCUUCAGCUGUGGUGGGAUGUUCCUGGCCACUGGGAGCACUGAUCACGUGAUCAGGGUUUAUUACCUGGGCUCUGAGGCACCUAUGAAGCUGUCUGAACUGGAUGCUCACACGGACAAAGUGGUUGCCGUUCAGUUCUGUAAUAACAGUGACAGCCUGCGGUUUGUGAGUGGCAGUCGAGACGGAACCGCCAGAGUCUGGCAGUACCAGCAGCAGGAGUGGAAGGCCAUCACCCUGGACAUGGCUACCAGGUUACCUGGGAGUGGUGUUGCCUCUGGGGACGAUAAGACCAAGCUGGUGGUGACCAUGGUGGCUUGGGACCGUGGGGACAGCUCGGUCAUCACCGCUGUGUCCAACUACCUGCUCAAAGUGUGGAGCUCCACAACAGGCCAGCUGCUGCACGUCCUGUCGGGCCACGAUGACGAGGUGUUCGUCCUGGAGGCUCACCCCUUCGACGCGCGCAUCAUGCUGUCCGCGGGGCACGACGGCAACAUCUACGUGUGGGACCUGUCCAAGGGAGCCAAGAUCCGCAACUACUUCAAUAUGAUCGAGGGCCAGGGUCAUGGGGCCGUCUUCGACUGCAAGUUCUCGGCGGACGGGCAGCACUUCGCCUGCACCGACUCCCACGGCCACCUGCUCAUCUUCGGCUUCGGCUGCAGCAGGCCCUACGAGAAGAUCCCAGACCAGAUGUUCUUCCACACGGACUUCCGGCCGCUCAUCCGCGACUCCAACAACUUUGUGCUGGACGAGCAGACGCAGCAGGCCCCGCACCUCAUGCCCCCGCCCUUCCUGGUGGACGUGGACGGAAACCCCCACCCGACCCACUAUCAGCGCCUGGUGCCCGGGAGAGAGAGCUGCAAGGAGGAGCAGCUGGUGCCCCAGCUGGGCUACAUGGCCAAUGGUGAAGGUGAGGUGGUUGAGCAGGUGAUUGGCCAGCAGACAGCGGGGGAGGAGCCAGAGGAGAGUCCUCUGGAUGGGCUGAUUAGACAGCUGCAGAACCGGCAGGACGAGGCCCAGGACUCGCAGGCGGAGCCUGAAGCGCCCGGGUCACCGGGGGGCCUGGCCUCGCCCCCGAACGUGGGGCUCCGGCGCAGCGGGCAGGUGGAGGGCGUGCGGCAGAUGCACCUCAACGCGCCGCGGAGCCAGAUGGCCACCGAGCGCGACCUGCUGGCCUGGAGCCGGAGGGUGGUGAUCAACGAGCUGCCGCACGGCGUCAGCAGGGUGAUGGAGGAAUGCCGGCUGGUGAAGGGAGAGAAUGAGUGUGCGCUCUACAACAUGGAGAGGAGGAAGAAGCCUGCGCACAGCACCCCCAGGAGUGAGCAGCAGGCCCCGACCAUGCGCUCCCUCCGGCGGACGAGGCACAAGCAGCAGCGCCACACCUACCACACCCGCUCGGCCAUCGAGCGCCGCCCGCCAGACAGGGGGCGCCGGGCGGGCAGCGGCCACAGCGCGGGAGAGACGGACAGCGACGACGAGCAGGCUGAAGAGGAGCAGGCGGAGGUUACAGACGGGUCGUCAGACGGUGAGGACCAGUGGCAGAGCGACAGCAGCUCCAGCGACUCGUCCAGCGAGUACUCCGAUUGGACGGCGGACGCGGGGAUCAACCUCCAGCCCCCGAAGCGGCCAACCAGAAGGCCUACACGGCGGCCUGGCAGCAGUAGCUCAGAGGAGGAGGGGGAGGGGACGGGGGCAGGGGAGGAGGCCCGGAGGCAGCAGCCAGAGAAGAGGAAGAAGUCCAAGCAGAAGAAACCCGGCUCUUCUCUGUCGCUGGGCGGACGCGACGCGCAGGAGUGGCAGCCCCCCUCCUGGAUCAUGGAGACCGUCCCGCGCCGCUCGCCCUUCGUACCGCAGAUGGGGGAUGAGCUGAUCUACUUCCGUCAGGGUCACCAGGCUUACGUCAGGGCGGUGCGGAAAGCCCGGUCCUACAGCAUCAACCCGCAGAAACAGCCGUGGAACAAGCUGGACCUCAGGGACCAGGAGUCGGUGAAGGUGGUGGGGAUUAAGUACGAGGUGGGACCGCCCACCCUCUGCUGUCUCAAGCUGGCCUUCCUGGACCGAGUCUCAGGCAAAAUGACCGGAGACUCCUUCUCGCUCAAGUACCAUGACAUGCCCGACGUCAUCGACUUCCUAGUGCUUCAGCAGUUCUACAACGAGGCCAAGGAGCGCAACUGGCAGCCGGGGGUCCGUUUCCGCAGCAUCAUCGACGACGCCUGGUGGUUCGGCUCCGUGGAGAGCCAGCAGCCCUUCCAGCCCGAGUAUCCGGACAGCCUGUUCCAGUGCUACGCCGUGCGGUGGGACAACGGCGAGAGGGAGAAGAUGAGCCCGUGGGAUAUGGAGCCCAUUCCAGACGAGGCUUCGUUCCCCGAGGAGGACGGCGACGGGGUGCCCGUGACGGAGGAGGAGGUGAAGUCGCUGCUGUACAGGCCGCAGGAGGGCGAGUGGGGCCUCCACACGCGGGACGAGGACUGCGAGCGCGUGAUCCAGGGCAUCGACGACCUGCUGAUGCUGGAGGUGGCCAAAGCCUUCUCGUCUCCAGUGGACCUGAAGGACUAUCCCCUGUACUGUACCGUGGUGGCCUACCCCACUGAUCUCGGCACCGUCCGCAAGAGGCUGCAGAACCGUUUCUACAGGCGGAUCUCGGCCCUCAUGUGGGAGGUGCGCUACAUCGAGCACAACGCCCGCACUUUCAACGAGCCGCAGAGCCCCAUCGUCGCCUCCGCCAAGAUAGUGACGGACGUGCUGCUGCGUUUCAUCGGGGACCAGAGCUGCACAGACAUACUGGAGCUGUACCACAAGGUGAAGACCGAGGUCAGCAGCGACGCUGAGGCGGAGGACGUGGGAACAGACGUAGAAGUGGACUCCGACACUCCUGGGACCUCCACUGGACACCGGCAGCGGGCUCAGUCGUCCUCGAAGAAGCGCGGGGUGGCGCUGGACGUCAACGCGUGGCGCGGGCAGUGCCGCGAGCUGCUCCGCCGCAUGCUGGAGAGCGCCGACUCGGAGCCCUUCCGCCAGCCCGUCGACCUCUUCGCCUAUCCGGACUACAGGGACAUCAUCGACACGCCCAUGGACUUGGGCACCGUGUCGGAGACGCUGGCCGUCGGGAAUUACGAGAAUCCUGUGGAGUUCGCCAAAGACGUCCGGCUCAUCUUCAGCAACUCCAAGGCCUACACCCCCAACAAGAAGUCUCGGAUAUACAGCAUGACCCUGAGCCUGUCGGCGUUCUUCGAGACGCAGGUCCUGCCCAUCAUCUCGGACUUCAAGUCCGCCCUCCGGAACCAGAGGCGGAGCCGGCAGCACCUGAGCUACCGCAAACGCCUACGCAGCAACAGCAGCUCUCCGUCCGCCAGCCGGCCCUCCAGUCCUAAAGGGAAGCACAAGUCAGGGAAGACUCAUUCCAAAUCGUCCUCCAAAUCCUCCCUUUCCGCAGCCAGGAGCAGGUCCAGGAGGUCAUCUCAAGCGUCGGAGGCCAGCGGCUCGGUGGCGGCGGAGGACGAGGAGGACGACGGGGACAGCCAGCCCUCGUCCAGUUCAGGGACCGCCACCCGACGCCGGGGCCAGGGGCCCAACAGGGUGACGCGAAGCCGAGCCACGCCCGUCAAGAGCUCAGAGUUGCUAGGCAACGGUCCCCUGACCAACGGCGCGGGUCGGGGCCUGAGCGCGGCCACGCGGCGGCGGCUGGGCCUGCGGGCCGAGGGAGGGGCGCCGUCGGGCGGGUCCAGCAGCAGCUCCUCCUCCUCCUCCUCCUCGUCCUCCUCUUCGUCGUCCUCCUCCUCGUCCUCGUCGUCCUCCUCGUCGGACAGCGACAGCAGCUCCGAGUCGGAGGUGGCCGAGUUCGUGGACGGCGGCGAUCACGACUACAGCAAGGCCCCGCGCCUUCGCCCCCGCCACGGCGGCAAGGGGGCGGAGCCCCACGCCGGGAAGAAGAGGCGGAGAGAGGACGAGGGCGCCGGGGGCGGAGCCAAGCGAGCCAGGGUGGAGGAGCCGGAGCCCCCGCAGGAGGCGGCAGAGGAAGAGGACGAAGAGGAGGAGGAGGACGAGGAGGAGCCGGAGGAGGAGGAGGAGCCCGAGGAGGAGGAGGAGGAGGAGGAAGAGGAAAACGAAGAAGAGGCGGAGGAAGAGGAAGAGGAGGAGGCUGAGGACCAGGGCGCGGCGCUGAGGCAGAGGAAGGCGCGGCUCAGCCAGCGCAAGUCGGCGCGGGUGAACACGCGCAACCAGGGCCGGCGCACCGUGCUGUACAACGACGACUCGGACGACGACGGCCUGGCGCCCAGCGAGGACCCACUCAACCUGGGCAUGUCCCGCUCCGGCCGGGUGCGCCGCAUGACCGAAAAGGCCCGGGUCAGCCACCUGAUGGGCUGGAACCACUGACCCCGCCCCCGCCCCCGCCCCC
Anguilla anguilla (European eel) is the source of this 5503-nucleotide messenger RNA. RefSeq names its product bromodomain and WD repeat domain containing 3 (gene brwd3). The coding region runs from base 136 to 5481 and encodes 1781 amino acids. The record is from RefSeq and is a predicted model, not a curated record. The transcript is spliced from 40 exons. Lineage: Eukaryota; Metazoa; Chordata; Actinopteri; Anguilliformes; Anguillidae. Gene Ontology annotation, molecular function: protein binding. Gene Ontology annotation, biological process: regulation of cell shape; cytoskeleton organization; regulation of transcription by RNA polymerase II. Gene Ontology annotation, cellular component: nucleus.